GGGAAGGGGAUGAAGGCAUUGAGGUGUCUUUUGAGUUGGCGCAAAGGACAGCUGAAGUGAUGCAUCAGGUUGUAGGCAGGAGAGAUUGGAGCACUGGAGGAGAGGUUGGGAAGGACAGCAGCAAGAGAGCAGAGCAGCAGUCUGAGUUGGGAGUCCGGGUGAAGGACAGCUGAAGUGAUGCAUCAGGGUUUAGGCAGGGGAGGUUGGAGCACUGGAGGAGAGGUUGGGAAGGACAGCAGCAAGAGCCGCGGUAAAAGAGCGGCAUUGAGAGCAGCAGCAAGAGCAGCGGGAACAUGGUUUUGUUGAAGUUAACAACAGCGAGGGAGCUUGAGUAGCAGCAGCGGGAAGGAUUGGGUGGGAAGGUUGGCACGCAGGAGGGAAGGGUGGGAGGCAGCUGCGGUAGUAGAAACAGCAAGGUGGCAGGAGGGGCAGCAGUAGUGAGCGCCAGCAGCGAAGGUUGGGCUUGGGGGCUAGUGUUGUCGGUGGGAGCUACAACAGAGGUGUGCAAUGAGGGGAGCAGGAGUGGAGUGUGGUAUUGUUUGAGUAGAAAUCGGUGGUAAUGGUGGCAGGAGGCAGCGGUAAUGGUAGAGGUAUUGAUGGAAAAAACAGAAAGUGGGCGGGGGGAAGGAGAUAAGGCAAGAGCGAGGGCGAAGUUUCGAAAGAAAGCAGAAAAGAGGGAGCUGAAAGGAGGGAGAUGAAAAGAGGGAGGUGGAAGGAGGGAGCUGAAAAGAGGGAGGUGGAAGGAGGGAGGUGAAGAAGGGAGGGAGCUGAGAGGGAGCUGAGAGGGAGCUGAGAGGGAGCUGAGAUGGCAGAAACUUCAAGCGGGUGGCUGUGGCCUUGGGGAGCAUGGACAUGGUAGAAUGGGCGAUUUACCAAAGAAGGGAUGAUGUGGAGGAUGAUCGGAACGAUGUUGAUGUCGCAGAAAAGGAUGGAAGUUGGGAGUGAGUGACGAUGAAAAAGAAGGGGUGCUGUCGAAGGGAGAAGCAGGCAGGUGGCCAAAAGUGGAUGACUGCUCGAGUGGCUUUUUCGGAAGGGACAAUACCAAAUCUUGAACAUCAGCAACGUGAAGUAUGGGAGGGAGUGAAGAUGAGCCUGGGGAAGGAUGAUAAGGGAGUCGAAAAAGGCUCUUGGUCGUUCAGUCCUUUCCCACCUUGUGCUACCAUCACUUGUCCCUUCUUUCUGUCCUCCCAAGUUAGGAAUUGCCGUGGGAGGCAUGUAGGUUGGGCAGCAUGGAUACCAUGUAUGGUCGUGCUAGAUUUUGUCAUUUGGACUGAGUGAGCAAAUGUUGUGCAAUGCGCUGGACGAAUGAAUCCUCAUGCAUGACAAAAUCAGUGAUGUGGUAGCUUGGUAUCAGGAUUUUUCCGCUGAACUCCAGCUUAGCAAAGCUCUGCAUGCUAAUUUUAUGCAGAACACGCUGGCACCUUGCUUAGUCAGAGUGCGAUAACCCGCGGCUCAUGCUGCUUAGAUCCAGAUACGCGUAUCAAAUUUAGCGGCCUCCGAGUAGCUCGUGGUCGAUUAUGCAAGGAACAGGUUUCGGACACCGUUUAGAGAAAGGCUGACGUUUCACUUCGAAAGUGACAGCCACUGGAAAGAGCAGGCAUCCUGGCUGUGACUGCCAUCCACGAUUUAACAGCUCGCCAGCCAACGGCUACUUUGAUCCAGCGAGUUUGCAAUCCGGUGUUUGGCCACCUCACGACCCUCUUGCGUUAGCAUUCUCGCAGCUGUUAUUCGUUCAGAAUCCGCAUGACGUUCCCAAUAGUGGAAGUAAUCACACUACCGCUCGUAUCUUCGACGCUUGUCGGAAAUGACACGCUAUGUUCGGGAGACAGCCGCAGAAUUCGCCGCCGCCUCUCUUUCCGACUACCCUCCAGUUCUGCUGACUGGGAUUUUUGUAUCGAACCCCCAGGAUGAGAAAGAAGCUUCUGAUUUUAUUGCUUGCAGCGGUGGCAUCAGGCUCCAAGCCUCGUUGUCACGGCGAAUUUCCAGACCUGGGAUAGACGAUAAAGCCAGUGAUGAUGGGGCUAAGGUGAGGCCCUGUUGUUCUGACCUUUUCGCAGUUUCUCCCUAAGGUUCGGAGUGCGAGCUUGGUUCUGGUGUUUCCGGCGGAUUCACAGAGAUACCUUCUCCCUUGAUCAGCUAUUGAUCAGCGACCGAUCAGCUAUUUCUUAGGCACCUGCGACGUCGAGGCAUCAUCCUGCUCUUUACUAUCUCUCUCUUGAGAGUUUCAACGACGAAUAAUCUUCCUUGCGGAGCUAGGCCAAGAAGUGAUUCUUGAGAAAGUUUCUACUAUGCAUCCUGAAGACUUCACAUCUCUCGAGAUUCACCGGAAUAACGUGGCUCAAAGCCCUCCCCGCCAUGUACCGAGGCGAAGAUUUCAGCCAAGACUAUGGGUGAAGCUGACGUUCUUUGUGGGUGCUCUGGUGCUGAUCUGCUCCGGUGUUUUGGCCGUCGUUCUGUGGAGACUGUCGAAAUCAACUUUGACUGGAGAAAUCCGCGGGAGGCUUGACACUGUAGCGAGCCUUCGUCAAGAGCAGAUACUCAGUUACAUUACGGGAACUCAAGAUACGGUGAAGCUGAUUACAUCCCGUGUUGUCAUUUCUUCCCUGUUGCUCAUGCACAAGCAAGGAAAGUUGAAUCUGACGAAAAAUGACUACACUAUGGGCACAGUGGAUCUUAACUCUGCUGUCAUGAGUGCGGCUAAUGUCAUGGCGUUAGGAGCGUACAGCACCGAGGGCGAACUUCUGUUCGCCAGCAAGCAUCCAGCUGACGUGGAGCCGCUGCCAAAGCUCUUGCACGGGCGAGCACUGAUUGUCAAGAAUCGAAACACGUCAGUGUGGUCUGGGAUUCCAUAUGCAGGACGCAAUAAUACAUUCCUGAUCGACAUUGCAGCUUCUGUUGACUAUCAGGAUACCUUUUGCGGAAUUAUCUUGGCAAGAGUUGAUGCGGAGAAAUUCAGGCAAACUGUGCAUGAUGGGACUGGCCUUCAGACCACAGGAGAGCUUCUUGUUGUCUAUGUCAAUAAAGGCGAGGACCUGGUGCAUUUCAUAGUUCCUCCGGUUAAGGAUCCUAAUGUGACAAAUUCGACUCACAAGGGUGCUGCCUUCAGGGCAGGGGAAGGCCAGAUUGGACAUUACCAAGGUGCUGACUUUCGUGGAGUUGAUGUCGUUGCUUCCUACCGUCCCAUUGGCUACGAUUCCUGGGGUCUGGCGGCCACAAUUGACAAAGGAGAAGUAUACCUUUCCAUAAGGAAGUUUGAGAAGAUCAUUAUAAUUUCAAUGUCCUGCAUCUUUGUGCUGGGGAUCCUCGCAGCCUAUGCCUUGGCUACGUAUUUUUCCCGUCCAAUUAUGGAGCUUGGGGAUGCAGCGGGCAAGCUAGCACGAGGUGACUACAGUGCAAGAGCCCAUGGACGGAGAGGCUGCUUGAAGGAUGAAAUUGACGAGCUUUGCUGUGUCUUCAAUGACAUGGCUGAUCAGAUCUCCAGUUCCUACUCGACUUUGGAACAAAAGGUGAUAGAACGGACACAAGACCUGGCACUGAUGAACGAGGGUUUGUCUGCUGAGGUGGAGGAGAGGAGGAAGAUUGAGUCACUGCUGAAGGAUGCCAAGGAGCAGGCGGUUUCUGCAGAUAAAGCGAAAUCUGAGUUCCUCGCUAACAUGUCCCACGAGAUCAGGACACCAUUGAAUGGCAUUAUCAACUGUACGGAGCUCUGUUUGGAUACACCUCUCAGCUCUGAACAGAUCGAGUAUCUUGAGCUUUCACUGUAUUCAGCCAAGCAUCUCCUGCGCCUUAUUGCUGACAUCUUGGAUUUCAGCAAGAUCGAGGCUGGAAAGAUGGACCUAGAGAACAUUGAGUUCUCACUUCAUGACCAGAUGGAGCAUGCGGUAUCUGUCAUGGCAAAUCGAGCAAGGAAGAAGGGCCUUGCACUUGUAUCAUGGCUGAAGUCCCCCAACAUGCCAGAGAGUCUCAUGGGUGACCCUGGACGACUUCUUCAGAUCUUCAUCAAUCUUUUGGGGAACGGGAUCAAGUUCACUGAGAAGGGGGAAGUUGUGUUGACAGCAACACUUGUCGCUCUUCAGGAUCAGACCGCAGAGGUUCUGUUUGCUGUUAAAGACUCAGGAAUCGGCAUCCCUCAGGCCAAGCAGUCACUUCUGUUUCAAGCAUUCAGCCAGGUCCAUGCCUCCGACGCAAGGCUUUAUGGGGGGACGGGACUAGGUUUGAUGAUCUCGUCUCGGCUGGCAAAUGCCAUGGGUGGGCACAUGUGGGUGGAGAGCGAGGAGGGCCGCGGAUCAACGUUCUUCUUCACAGCCAAGUUCCGCAUGCCUGCUGAGGCUGCAAAACCUUCAACACUGGGAAGAUGCGAUGCUCUGUGUCCGAAGAUGAGCCAUUUUCGCGGGCUUGUCGUGGAUGGGAAUGAAUCGACAAGGAAGUCCGUCAUUUCAACUCUCGAGAAGUUGAAAGUCAAGGCAGACGAUACGGCUGAUGCAACCUCCGCUCUGGAAAUGCUCCAACGAGCAGUGUACAACGAGUCGCCAUACACCCUUCUCAUUCUUGACUCUCAACUCGGGGACACCAACAAUGAAUCCUCCCCCUCUGCCUCCACCUCCAGUAGCUGUGCUCCUUCCUCUAGUGGCUGUGCUAAACUGCUGCGCCACAUUAAGGAGCAGAAUCUUCUGCAUCAGGACAGCUUUGGAUGCCGAUUCAUCAAGGGAGACUGCAGCAGUGGGGCCAUGCAAGAGGUGGAGGAUCUUACUGCGUUUUUGGAGUCACCUGUGCCAGCUUGGCUGUUCUCUGAAGAAGGGGAGAAGGCCUCAGCGGAAAAGCCUGCUUCCAGUGUGCUCUUCUCUGGGAAAGGAAAAAAGGCCUCAACAGAAGAAACAGAGAGAAGCGGUGAGUCGCAGUCAGCUAGAGCUGGCAGUGGAGUGAUGCCGCUGCAGAGAUGCAGUCAGGCACAGGCUUUCUGCAGUGCGCCUGAAGCUGGCAAUGAAGCGACGCAGCUGCAGCAGAGAUGCAAUCAGGCGCAGGCAGCAUGCAGUGCAAAUGAAGCUGACAGCGAAGUGGUGCCGCUGCAGAGAUGCAGCCAGGCACAGACUGCCUGCAGUGCAAGUGAAGGAUGUCGGCUGCAGUCCCCUGAAGAGGGCUCAGUGCUACCUGUUGUGCUGUUGACCCCUGGAAAUCUGGACGACAAGUCCCUGUGCAAGAGUUUGGGUGUGCAGCUUCAUGUCCCCAAGCCUGUGAAGAGAAAGGUGUUGCUUCGAAGAGUCAAGCAGGCAUUGAAACUUCCACUACAGGAGGGACUUUCUGCCUCAAACUCAAGUGCGUCAGACGAGGCGUCUGCAUCAGCAGCAGCUGACAGAAGUCUGAAGGUCUUGGUUGCGGAGGACAACAUUGUGAACCAGCGGGUGGCAAUGACUCUCCUGCGCAAGUGGGGGCAUGAGACUGUUCUGGCCAGGGAUGGUGAAGAAGCUGUGGAGAAGGUUCAAGGAGGAGUUUUCGAUGUGAUACUAAUGGAUGUUCAAAUGCCAGUUUGCGAUGGGCUACUAGCAACCAAACGCAUUCGGGAAUACGAGUCUACAACAAAGCACCAUACGCCCAUCAUAGCUAUGACAGCGCAAGCCCUCAUAGGAGAUGGAGUGAAGUGCAUAGAAGCAGGGAUGGACUCGUACAUGAGCAAGCCUCUGAACGCAUCAAAGUUGAAGGACCUCCUGCGGCUUGUGUGCCAAUCACACGUGCUUCCAGAACCAACCAAGGACUGUGCUAGGGAAUUUUGAUGCCAAGGAGAGCAACUGUGCUCGGUUCACAAGUUGGCUUGUGAAAAUGCACGAGUGUUGUUGGUUUUAUUAUAAUACUCUUGCAAAUAGCAUUGUACAUAUGUAGGGCACACAUCUACAUUGUUUGUGAAGCACAUGUAUGCAAUGGUGCUU
Molecule: messenger RNA, 5921 nt
Organism: Closterium sp. NIES-67
Lineage: Eukaryota; Viridiplantae; Streptophyta; Zygnematophyceae; Desmidiales; Closteriaceae
Source: the annotation of a GenBank genome assembly